AUGGUCGACGACGAGCGUAAGCGUGAUCGCUCCUUUUUCGACUCUUCCUGCGCGAGUUACCGCCAGAACCCAUGUCGUACCCAAGUCCGACCUCAUAGGGACUUAAUCUCGAGAUUCGAGUCCUUCGUCUUGGGGCCUGGUGAGAAGAAGGUUGAAGUCGAGGUUGAUACUCGUGUUCCCUCUACUGCCAUCUUUACUUUCAACAAGGAGGACCACACCUUGGGCAACCUGAUCCGCUCUCGUCUGCUCCAGAACCAGCACGUCCUCUUCUCUGGAUAUCGCAUCCCCCACCCGCUGGUUCACAAGGUGCUCCUUCGCGUCCAGACCGAUGGUCAGAUCACCCCCAAGGAAGCAGUUCUUGCUGCCUGCCACGACCUAGUCAAGGAUCUCGGCAUCUUCAGCCGUGAGUUCACCAAGGAGUAUGAGCUGCGCAAGAUGGUCGGCGCCGGCACCCAGCAGAACGAUGCUCCAAACGGUGUCUAA
Molecule: messenger RNA, 483 nt
Organism: Trichophyton rubrum CBS 118892
Lineage: Eukaryota; Fungi; Ascomycota; Eurotiomycetes; Onygenales; Arthrodermataceae
Exons: 4
Coding region: 1-483 (160 amino acids)
Biological process (GO): transcription by RNA polymerase II
Cellular component (GO): RNA polymerase II, core complex
Molecular function (GO): DNA binding; protein dimerization activity
Source: RefSeq, a predicted model, not a curated record